This is a messenger RNA of Trypanosoma theileri, 1110 nucleotides long. RefSeq lists its product as uncharacterized. The record is from RefSeq and is a predicted model, not a curated record. Bases 1 to 1110 code for a protein of 369 amino acids. The transcript has a single exon. NCBI's taxonomy places the organism in Eukaryota, Euglenozoa, Kinetoplastea, Trypanosomatida, Trypanosomatidae.
AUGGUAACGCCUACUCUUCAUUCACACAGUUGGACGGAUCCAAACACAGGAGAUGAUGUUUCCUUUAAUACUCUUCACUCUACGGUGGAAGUCUGCACAAAUGCCUCUUGUCCACACCGCUCGGCAUUAGAGAAGGAACGGCGUACUUCACUACAGUUGACGGCUUCUCAUCAAGUGAUGGAGGAAGUUCAACGUUAUUUAGAACUCAAAUGUGAACGACUACAAGCGGAAUUAAAUACUUGCAGACAACAACAAGAGAAAUUAGAUACAUUAGCAUCACAGGAAAGAAAACGACGAAUUGCAGUAGAGAAUGAACUUCAUACAUUACAGUUAAAUAUGAAGAAGAGAUCUUUUGAUACCCACUAUAGUCUUGUCACUCAAUCCACAGAAGUGGAAUGUUUACAAGAGGAAAAGAAAUUACUGGUGGAUCAGGUACUGCAAUUACAGACAGCACUAAAUGAAAUGAUAGAACUUAAUGAAGUUCUUCAACACGCCCUUCGAUCAAACGAUACAAACACUGUUGUAACUAUGGAAAAGAAUACAGAUCCAGUUACCAAUACUACUACUACUACUACUACUACUACUAAUAAUAAUAAUAAUAAUAAUAAUAAUAAUAAUAAUAAUAAUAAUAAUAUUGAUAUUGAAAAAGAAGAAGAAGAAAACGUUCCAGUGGUGAAAUCAGAGGAGCCCGUUGUGAAUCCACAAGACUUGCAGAGUGUCGUAUCAUCGAUGCCAAGGCCUCCACUUUCUCCUUCUUCUUCACCUUUAGCACCACUGGUGGAAAUGAGCGGAGAUGCAGAGAUGUUGAAUGAGAACAAACAUGAGGAGAUAAACAAUGGUAAUAAGGAGGAAAUCACAUCCAAUAAGAGUACUGCAAGGAGUAGUAGUAGUAGUAGUAGUAGUAGUAGUAAAGAUAGUAACAAUACCUCUUUAGAUAUCAUUCAACACAAUGAUAAUGAUAAUGAUAAUGAUGAUAGUGUUGUUGCUGUUGAUAAUGGUAAUAGUAAUGAUGGUGAUGAAUCUAAAUCUGUAGUGCAGUCAAUGCAGGGUGCUCUUUCGGAACUGGAAGCUCUGAGGUCUUUUUUGAGUUCUUUACAGAAAAAAACUUAG